This is a messenger RNA of Strongylocentrotus purpuratus (purple sea urchin), 1559 nucleotides long. RefSeq lists its product as uncharacterized. Gene Ontology annotation, biological process: netrin-activated signaling pathway. Gene Ontology annotation, cellular component: membrane. NCBI's taxonomy places the organism in Eukaryota, Metazoa, Echinodermata, Echinoidea, Camarodonta, Strongylocentrotidae. The coding region runs from base 1 to 1521 and encodes 506 amino acids. Gene Ontology annotation, molecular function: netrin receptor activity; protein binding. The transcript is spliced from 7 exons. The record is from RefSeq and is a predicted model, not a curated record.
AUGACAGUGGAUCAGUUCUAUGAUUUGGGGGUAGCUCUCGGUUUCCGAAUUCAACAGUUGGAUGUCAUAGAAUACAGGAGGUUCAGAGACAGACAGCAGGCUACCUAUGACAUGUUGGUAACAUGGCGACAGGCACAGGCCUCUGGUCGAGAAGCAAAGGAAACGUUCCUUUCACUCAUGAAAUCUUUAGACUCACCUACUGAAGAGAUGGAGAGGACAGACAUCGGUUCUGCUUGUGAAGUCUCGGACAAGACACUUCUCGCAUUCUCCAGGAAGAUCAAACCAGAGCAGUUUUCCGAGAUUGGCGGAAAGCUGGGACUCGAUAAGACAGAGCUUGAACACAUACAACACCGGACACUGUCUAACAGGAAAGACGCUAACAUCCAAAUGCUUUCCAAAUGGAAAGCAUCUCAAACAUCAGGGACUGAAGCAAUUCAGACUUUAAAACUUGUUUGGGAGUCUGUCCAAGCAGUACCAAAGGUGGAGAACGUAGAAGACGAAGGUAGUUCUCGUACACUAGAACGAACUCCUGUGGAAAAGACGAAACCAAAUGAACCUAGUUGUGAGCAGGAAGAUAUGGAGAUCAUUGUAACUUCAGAUUGUGAUGAUGUUCCUAGUGUAACUCCGGGAAAACAUACGGAGUCUCCUCUGGACCUUGACCGACAUGGUGGAGUACCAGACACCAAAGAGCUUUGCAGCUUAGCCCUUUCAGUGAAAAGUCUUUCAACUGCAUGUUCACUUGGGAAAGCCCUCCGUAUGAAUGAUAACCUCAUUGUUGGAUUAAUCGAUCUACCCAGUUCGUCAGUACUCCAUAAGGUCGUUGAAGAGCUCAUAGACAGUUGGCGGAAUGGGUUGAAAAAGGAAGAAAAAGAAGAUGAGAUCGCUAAGCUUCUCUCGGAGUACAACAUCCCAGAUAUCAAAACAGGCCGUGAAAAAAUCUCAAAAGUCAUUGGAUCCAAGACAGACCUAGUGGACUUGUGCCAUCGCAUGAACGUUAAAUCUUCUGAUGUUUUGCAGAUCAUGAGCAAAUUUGUGACCUUUCCGCCUCACAUGAUUGGCCGUUGUACUCUAAAGAUGCUUAACGAAUGGGUACACCAAGGUGGGACUAGGGAGAGGCUUCUGAGGGUUGCUCAGGCUUUCCAUUUUAACGAUGCAGCAGUCAAGAUAGCAGAAGCCAUGAAAUGCCAACCAAGUUAUAUGCCUUCCAUCUCGCAUGACAUCAUUGACCACAAGGGUGGAGAACUGACCAUUGAAGAACUUGGUAUUACCGUAUCUGUCCCUGAAGGAGCUAUACCUAAAGGGAUGAGAUCAGUUGUAACUCUUCGCGUCCCAACUCAUGACACCCCUAGGCUUCCUGUACGGGAGGGUGAGGUAGUCAUUACACCAGUUGUAGAAGGUUCUCUGACACAAGAACUGCUAAAGCCUGCCACGGUGGUAUUACCACACUGCACCAAUCUACAUGAACGUAGAGACGACUCUCCUGUUAUCUUGUACACGAGAACAAGACCAGGUACAAAGUAAUCGACAUAUUUUGAUUAUGUUCUCUUGAAAUAAUAAGU